Andrographis paniculata is the source of this 864-nucleotide messenger RNA. RefSeq names its product transcription factor MYB16-like. The transcript is spliced from 3 exons. Bases 1 to 864 code for a protein of 287 amino acids. The record is from RefSeq and is a predicted model, not a curated record. NCBI's taxonomy places the organism in Eukaryota, Viridiplantae, Streptophyta, Magnoliopsida, Lamiales, Acanthaceae.
AUGGGAAGCCAUGAGUUGCAGAAGAUGAAAGUGAUCAAGAAAGGUCCCUGGACUCCCGACGAAGACCACAAGCUUCUCUCUUACAUUAAUCACCACGGCCAUGGAAGCUGGACUGCUCUGCCUGCUAAAGCUGGGCUUCAGAGGUGUGGCAAGAGCUGCAGAUUGAGGUGGAAAAACUAUCUCAGACCAGACAUUAAACGAGGAGAAUUCAGCUCCAAGGAGGACCAGGACAUCAUACGACUCCAUGCCCUUUUAGGCAACAGGUGGUCUGCAAUCGCCACACUUUUACCCAACAGAACUGACAAUGACAUCAAGAAUUACUGGAACAGUCGCCUCAAGAAGCUCCUGACCCGAAUGGGAGUCGACCCGGUUACCCACAAACCCAAAUACCCGCCCGAAUCCAAACAUGCUGCACUCGUUAGCCACUUGGCGCAAUGGGAGGCUGCCCGGCUCCAAGCCGAAGCUCGAGCCUGCAAACCCCAAAUCACCAUUCCGGCGCCGCCUCCGCCGCCGCCGCCGUGUCUGGACGUGCUGAAGGUGUGGCAAGCCACCGCCUCCAGCAACAGCUUCUUCGACGGGUUUCCAUCUGGGACCCUGGAGUCCCGGACUUCUGCACACAAUUUGUCCCUUCCGGCGAACGGCGUCGUAUCGACGAACAGUUUCGAGUUGGGGGAAAAGGGUAUAAUGGAGAAUUCGCUUCAUCUUGAUCAGUGCUUCAGUAUUCUGCAGGCUUCGACGGAUCAUCUGCAGGUUUAUGACACGACGAAGGGUGGCCACGAAGGAGAAUUAUUCGAGGAUAAUAAGGAUUACUGGGACAAGCUGUUCGAUCUCGUGAAUCCGGCGGCGGGCUCGCCGGUAUUCUAG